UAAGGGGCUAGUUAUCGUCACGAAACGAUGAGAGGAAGACGUACUUAAAUAGUUGUCGACCAAAUGAACGGCACAGUGUUUGUAGUGCUUGCCAUGGUAGCAACAUCGUGCGAGUUAUUUCUUUAAUUCAUAUCUCGAAAUAUUUCUUUAGUUAAGAUUGACGCCGUAAUAUCAGAGAAAAUGGUGGUCGCUCGCAAAUACGUGGUUAAAAAAUAUUUCCAAGGUGAGCCGAAAAUCAGUGACUAUGAGAUCGUGAAUGAGACACUUCCUCCUCUGAAAGACGGUGAGAUCCUUAUCAAGACCGAAUGGAUCAGCAUCGACCCCUACCAACUUAUUUACAACUCUACUCUUCCUCUACCGUACGACCAAUUCGGUUUUCAAGUCGGGAUCGUCCAAGAAUCUAAGGAUCCGAAUCACCCUGUCGGGUCACGAGUGGUAACGCACAAAGGAUGGUGUGACUACAGCAUAGUAAAUAUGAGCGAGCCCAUCCUUGGGAAAGAACAUAUAAAGUAUGCGCUCCCAGAUUUACAAGGGUUGUCGCCUUCCUUAGCUCUCGGAGCCGUCGGCAUGCCGGGCGCCACGGCAUAUCUUUCUUUCUUGGAAAUUGGUAAACCUAAACCUGGAGACGUCGUUGCUAUAACCGGAGCCGCAGGAGCGGUGGGAUCUCUAGUCGGACAAAUUGCCAAAAUCAAAGGCUGCAAAGUGAUAGGAUUUGCUGGAUCCGACCGCAAAGUGGAAUGGCUAAAGAAAGACCUAGGAUUUGACAGUGCUUAUAAUUAUAAAACCGUCAAUAUUGCAAAUGCUCUUCGUGAAGCGGCACCAGAUGGUGUUGACAUAUAUUUGGACAACGUCGGUGGUGAAAUUAGUAGCACGAUUAUGUACCAGAUGACGACUGGUGGAAGGGUGGUGAACGUCGGGAGUAUUAGCUCCUUUUUUCCUAAGGCUGAUGUGUUACCGAAAGUGACUCUAGUGCAACCUGCCAUUUUGUUCAAGUCGUUGAAACUGGAAGGAUUUAAAAUCUGGGACAGGUACGACAGCUGGCACGGGGCGUUUGUGGAGCUGGUCAAGUUGAUAAAGAGUGGUGAGCUGAAGACACCAGAACACGUAACAGAGGGGUUUGACAAGGUGUUUGAAGCUUUUAUUGCCAUGCUUAGUGGAGAGAAUACUGGAAAAGCUGUUGUUAAAUUAUAAAUUAUUCAAAUAAGAUAUAGUAUGUAUCUUGUUGUAGUAAGAAACUUAUUAUUAACAUUAUUAUUUAAUUUCUUUAUAAGUAAUGUAAAAAAAUUGGCAAUUAACUUAUAUGUAUAUUAAAAUGCAUGUGAGACGCAUGGAACCACAACAGGUUCAAAUCCUUCCUCUACCUUUUUUUCUUUAGAAUAUAAGUGGAGGCUUCCCUCUAAAAUAUAAAAAUGUAUAGUUUGACCACCCAAGAAUACCUACACACAAAAUUCAAUAAGCCAAAAUGAAAAUAAUACCUACGUAACUUAGAAAUCCACUGGACAAUUACAUGGGGUCUGAUCAUUGUCAGUGAUAAGUUUUUUACGGGGAAAGAAAUCGCGGGCAACAGUUAUUGGACUUACCUAACUUGACGUAGGUCAUAUCUAUAUCUUCAUAUUAUAGCAUUGAGUAUUUAUUAUAGGCAUAAAUAAGGAAUUGCACAAUGUUAUGAAAGACAAAAAAAGAGGCGGACGACGCCCGAUAUAGUUUUGUCAAAUCUUUUCACAGAAAAUCUGUCUUGAAAUAUAUUUGACAUUAUAGAACUUCAGUCGUCGUUAAAAAAUAUUUUAUCAGUAGGUAAUACACAACUACUAAUUUAUAGCUUUGCCCGGGACUUAGCUCCAGUUUAAUUUUUAUUUCUUUACAAGCUAAAGGGCGCUACAUACAUACAUAUAACAGGUCACUAUCCCUUACGUGGUAGACAGAUCCAACAGUCUUCAUAAGACUAAAAGGCUACGUUCAGCUCUAUGGCUUUAUGUGGUGGAAUUAAGAUUUAAAUAGUGACAGAUUGUUGGACAACAAAAACAAAUCAAUAUUAGUAAAAUAAGAGCUAAUGUCAGAAAAGAAUGAAAUAUUAUCUAUCACAGAAUUAUUAAUAUUAUCUAGUUUAGUACACAUUAAUGAUAAUCCAAACACAGAACUUACUGAAAUUGACAUUUUUGGUGACAUUUUAAUAUAGUUUUCAAUUUUAUUUACAAGGACAUAUGUUGAACAAAAAUAUAAUAAAGAAACUAAAACUGUGGCAAAAUGUUACCAAAAUUGAUUACUAGUUGGAUGAAACACAAAAAUACUAAAUUAAGUACUUUCUUAUUUAAUAGGGUUUUAUUACAAAAAUUCCGUGGGUUUCAUCCAAUCUAAUGCAAUAGACAUUGAGAGACAUCAAAAAAUACAUUUUAUUUAACUUCACAUCACAAUUUCAACACUGAUGACAAUUUAAACAAAAAUACAACUGCAUCACAUCAAAUUUUCUAUUGACAACAAAUCAUGUUAAUAGACAUAAUUCCUCACUUCCACACUCUGCACAUCUUCAUUGCUCCAGAGGGUCUCUACUUCAUACUCAGAGUUCCUGGCGUCUCUGACGUGGUCCCGGCGUUCCCAACGGGACCUGUUGAUACGAGCGAUCUCCAGCCAAAGACGCGCUUCCAGCA
Messenger RNA from Amyelois transitella, 2645 nucleotides. RefSeq names its product prostaglandin reductase 1. The transcript is spliced from 2 exons. Gene Ontology annotation, biological process: prostaglandin metabolic process. Gene Ontology annotation, cellular component: cytoplasm. The record is from RefSeq and is a predicted model, not a curated record. Gene Ontology annotation, molecular function: 15-oxoprostaglandin 13-reductase [NAD(P)+] activity; 2-alkenal reductase [NAD(P)H] activity. NCBI's taxonomy places the organism in Eukaryota, Metazoa, Arthropoda, Insecta, Lepidoptera, Pyralidae. The coding region runs from base 181 to 1191 and encodes 336 amino acids.